Anopheles arabiensis is the source of this 1662-nucleotide messenger RNA. RefSeq lists its product as uncharacterized. Lineage: Eukaryota; Metazoa; Arthropoda; Insecta; Diptera; Culicidae. The record is from RefSeq and is a predicted model, not a curated record. Gene Ontology annotation, molecular function: RNA polymerase II transcription regulatory region sequence-specific DNA binding; DNA-binding transcription factor activity, RNA polymerase II-specific. The transcript has 4 exons. Gene Ontology annotation, biological process: regulation of transcription by RNA polymerase II. Gene Ontology annotation, cellular component: nucleus. The coding region runs from base 94 to 1662 and encodes 522 amino acids.
GUGCUGUCAAACCCGCGGCCGCAGAAACGUCAAAAAGACCAAUCUUUGUCAAACACACAUUUGCCGAACGUAAACAAACUAUUGCUGCUCAAGAUGAGUACGGAAGACGCAGCUCCCGAUCCCGUCCCGGUCGACGAAGAUGCACAGCUCUAUCCGUACUGCUAUCUGUGCCACUUCCCAGCCCUUCAGGAUGGAUUUUACCAUCUGUUUGCCGAGCCGGACGAGUCCCUAUCGCGGGCAAAGAUACUGGGCGACAUCCUAGACAUCGAGCUAACGCCGGAACUGUGUCAUUCCCAGAUCAUUUGUGUGAAUUGUAAUAUGCAAUGCCUCGAGUAUCAUUCGCUCGUUCAGCGCAUGGAAGCCAUACGGACAAAGCUAACGAUGACCUACAAUCAAACCGUAAUGAAGCUUACCGGCCUGACGGAAAAGGAUCUUAAAGAGGGCCUCGUGGCAGUAGAAGACGGUGGCAACUUGGAAAAUGAUCUCCAAACUUUCAACAAGGAUUUUCUUUCGAUGGAAGAUAUGUUUGGCGAUAUGGAAGCGCUGAACCCGGAUGACAUACACCUUAAUUCAUCCAGCGAGCAGCUUGAUAGUGAGCUGCCCAAAUUGGGUAUCGAGUGGGAAACGAUAACAGAAUCAAAUGAAGGAAGUAUGCCAUCCAUUUCUCUAAUACGUCCCACAGCUGCGCUGGGAGAAGAAACUCCCCAUCCGGUUGGGCAUGUUAAGGAAGAAUUGUUUACACCUCCUUCGGAAGAAAGUGAGCAGCUGCAGCCGAUCGAUUCGGCACUGAUGGAGGAAAACGCUCCAGAAGCGUCACUUAUUGGGAAGCUAGAGCAGGCCACCUCAAAGUUGCUGCCAAUUGAUACUGACGACACGCAAAUCGUUGGUCAGGAACUGUCCGAAGAGGAAACGCUGCACCGGUUUAUGCUCGAAUCGAACGAAACGAUCGUUGAAGUGGCUGGUGAAGAUGGCACUUCGAUUUACUGCGUUUAUAAUGACGUCAUAGAAACACUCAGUGAUACGGAGGAACAGUCUGAGACGGUAACGAAGGCGCUGGAAAGUGUCAAUGCCGGAAGUUUGUUAGAGUAUGAUGAUGUGAUUGUUGAUAGUGCAUCGCAGAUCAGCGCGCACGAGGCGUAUGAGAUUGGGGAAUCAACGUCAUCCGCCUCGCUGAUGUUGGAAAACGCGAAUGUGGCCAGAUCGCGUUCACCGUCACCAUCUCAGCAGGAGGAACCUUUACAACCGUUUUACGUUAAAGUUGGAACCGACUACUACUGUACCGUUUGCUCAACGGACGAUCCGGUUAAGGCGGACUGUCUGAAAAGCAUGGCGCACCACUUGGCCGAAGAGCAUGGUCAACAAACGCACCUGUGCGAGUUGUGUGAUGUCAUAUUUUUCCAGAAACCAUCUUACGUCGCCCAUUUAGCCGAACACAGCGCCUCCGACGAUCAGGACAUGGAACGCGGCGUCCCAUUAAGCUGCAACGUGUGCAGCGAAACUUUCACCAGCAAGCGCGCCCUUGAGCUGCACCGCAAAAUGCAUCCGCGAACGUCGCACGUCACGAACAAGAUCUGGAGCUGCGAGGUUUGCAACAAGAAGUAUACCUCGAAAGCGUUCUACGAGGUACACAUGAACAAAAGUUCUUCACGCAGCACAAUUUAA